AUUCGCUCAAUUGACAAUUGUAUUUCCGUUUUCUUGGCAAGCAUACUAUUGCGUAUAAUCCGAAUUAUAAGACAAAGAUCAACUUGGCUAUAACAGGUUAAUAGCUUAAACAUUAUUACAAUUUUUUUCAAAUUUUAUACUUUAUCUAAAACUUUCAACUUUUCUUUUACAUUGUAUUUUUGCUAGUUUUGAUUCUUCCGGCUGAUGCAACGUGUUAUAUUUCUGUUGUAGAUUAUUUAAGAUGAACUCAAGCCUAACUUCCUCCGAACUUCGUCAGAUGUUCAUUGACUUUUUUGUGAAAAAGCAACAUAGAUACUGGCAUUCUUCAUCAACUAUUCCUUUGGAUGAUCCAACUCUAUUGUUCGCUAAUGCAGGAAUGAACCAGUUCAAACCUGUCCUUUUGGGUAUUGCUGAUCCAAAUAGCGAUUUGGGAAAACUGAAAAGAGUUGUCAAUAGUCAAAAGUGCAUCAGAGCUGGAGGUAAACAUAAUGAUUUGGAUGAUGUGGGAAAAGACGUCUAUCACCAUACAUUUUUUGAAAUGCUGGGUAACUGGUCAUUUGGUGAUUUUUUCAAGACAGAAGCAAUAGAAUGGGCUUGGGAGUUAUUGACUGAAGUUUAUAAAAUGCCAAAGGAGAGAUUAUAUAUCACUUACUUUGGAGGUGACAAAGAUCUCGGAUUAGAAGCUGAUUUGGAGACUAGAGAUAUUUGGAUAAACCUUGGAAUUCCAAAGGAGAGGGUUAUGCCAUUUGGCGUCAAAGAUAAUUUUUGGGCCAUGGGAGACCUUGGUACUUGUGGACCCUGCACAGAAAUUCACUUUGAUCGAAUUGGAAAUAGAGAUGCUGCUCAUUUAGUUAAUAUGGAUGUACCUGACGUUUUGGAAGUUUGGAACUUAGUGUUUACUCAAUUUAAUAGGGAACCAAAUAAUGUGUUUAAGCCACUUCCUUUUAUGAGCGUAGAUACAGGCAUGGGACUAGAAAGACUAGCCUCUGUUGUUCAGAAUAAAAACUCCAAUUAUGACACCGAUCUGUUUGUACCUAUAUUUAAAGCCAUUAAAGACGCUACCGAUUGCCGACAAUACACAGGAAAAGUCGGUGCUGAAGAUGCUGAUGGUGUUGAUAUGGCUUAUCGUGUUCUUGCUGAUCACGUUCGUACUCUUACCAUUGCUCUUUCCGAUGGUGGACGUCCAGAUAAUACAGGAAGAGGCUACGUUUUGAGAAGGAUUUUAAGACGAGGUAUCCGCUUUGCUUCUGAAAAGCUUAAUGCUAAGCCAGGAUUGUUUGCUUCUCUGGUUGAUAUUGUUGUCACCAUCUUGGGCGACGCAUUCCCCGAAGUCACAAAAGACCCUCAAAUAGUUAAAGAUAUUAUUAAUGAAGAAGAGACCCAAUUCUUAAAAACCUUAAGCAAAGGUCGAUUAAUUUUAGAAAGAACCAUUUCGAAAAUGGGAGACUCUAAAACUCUUCCAGGAGAGGUGGCAUGGCGUCUCUACGAUACCUAUGGCUUUCCCGUCGACUUAACUGAACUUAUGGUAGAAGAAAAAGGUUUAAAAGUAGAUUGCGAGAGUUUUGAAGCUGCAAAAAAGGAAUCUCAGCUCAAAUCCAAAGCUGGUGGAAGUACUGUAGAAGAAUUGGUUGAUCUUGACGUACAUGCCAUAACUCAUUUGAAAGAUAAAGCAGUGCCAAUAACAAAUGAUAAACCAAAAUAUCAAUAUUCUUCAAAUGAAAAUGGAGAAUACCAAUAUGAAAAGGCUGUUGGAACCAUUCUAGCUCUAAGAUUUUCUAAAGAAUUUGUCCAAGAAGUAAAAACAGGUGCUGAAUGCGGAAUCAUCCUUGAUCAAACUUGUUUCUAUGCUGAACAAGGAGGGCAAAUUUUUGAUACUGGCUUUAUUAGUAAAGAAGGCAGUGAAGAAGAUGAAAUGGUUGUCAAAUCUGUACAAGUUAGAGGAGGUUUUAUCUUACAUAUCGGAACUGUUGAAGGAACUCUAAAAGUUGGAGAUAAAGUAACACUUACAAUUGACGAGCAACGAAGGAGACCAGUUAUGUCUAACCAUACUGCUACUCAUGUUUUGAAUUAUGGUUUGCGAAAAGUUUUGGGAGAAGCUGAUCAAAAAGGUUCUCUCGUCGCACCUGAUAAACUACGUUUCGAUUUUUCGGCUAAAGGUGCAAUGAAUAGCAAACAAAUAAAGGCGGUGGAGGAUAUCUGUAAUGAAAUCUCUGAAAAGAAAUUGAAAGUUUACGCUAAAGAAGCUGAGCUGGUUAAGUGUAAGGCUAUUCAAGGAUUGAGAGCGGUUUUCGAUGAAGUUUAUCCUGAUCCUGUAAGAUGCGUUUGCGUUGGGAUCCCAAUUGAUGAUUUACUCUCGGAUCCUGAUGGACCGGCUGGUUGUAAUCAUUCUGUAGAAUUUUGUGGUGGAACUCAUCUUCAAAACAGUUCGCAUAUUGGUAAGUUUGUUAUUGUCUCAGAAGAAGCCAUCGCUAAGGGAAUAAGACGAGUUGUUGCUGUUACUGGAAAUGAAGCUUCUAAAGCUAUUCAUAAAUCCGAUGUGUAUGAUAGGGAAGUUAAGUCUAUCGAAGAAAAAGUAAACGAAUACUUUAAAGAUUCUACCAAGUUUACUCAGAAAGAGCUUUUGAAACUGAUUACUGAACUAACCGAAGAGGUAUCCCAAUCCAAUACACCUUAUUGGAGGAGGGACAAUACUAAAAAUAAUUUGAAAGCUCUAAAGAAGAGAAUUGAUGAUCAAGAGAAGGCAAGAAAAGCUCAAAUCGCUGUCAAAGUAACAGAAGAAGCUAAAAUGCUAAUUGCCGAAAAGCCUAAUCAACAAAUUCUUGUUCAUUAUUUUGAGAAUUCGGAAGCCGAUGGAAAAGCAUUAGAUAAUGCUGUCAAACAAUUUAAAGCCUUAUCACCUGAAACCAGCUGCUUAUUCUUUUCGAUAGACCAAGUCAACUCGAAAAUAUUAUGUCUCGCUGUCGCACCCAAUUGCGCCGUAUCACGAGGUUUAAAGGCUAAUGAAUGGGUUUCCCAAAUUCAAGGUCUUAUGAAAGGAAAGGGUGGCGGUAAAGCCAACUCAGCUCAAUCAAAUGGAACGAAUAUUGCUUGUUUGAACGAAGCUAUGGAAAAAGCGAAAGAGUACGCUCUAAAAACUCUAAAAGAAGCUUAA
This is a messenger RNA of Dimorphilus gyrociliatus, 3151 nucleotides long. The record is from the annotation of a GenBank genome assembly. Lineage: Eukaryota; Metazoa; Annelida; Polychaeta; Dinophilidae.